UCCUGUAAUUAUAGCUCUGAAAAGGACUUGGUUUUUUUUUUUUUAAAAAAAAACAUAAGCUCUAACGCGCUUGGGAGGGGUGAGAAAGCCUUUUACAACUUUUUUUUAGAAUCCGGGUUAGCAAGGCCUCUUUACUGCCUCCUAAGUGGGCGGCGGCCACUUGGGUCCUCCAACGCGAGCUAGAGCAGACGUCUCUAUGGUCGAGGAACCAUAGAGCAGAUCCUGUUUUCAUUGCUUGUUGGUCGUGCGCAUGCUCAGCAGCCGCCGCACGUCAAAGAUGGCGGAAGAAGGGGAAAGAAAAAGGAUCCCUUUGGUUCCAGAAAAUCUCCUGAAAAAGAGGAAAGCUUAUCAGGCCCUCAAAGCCACACAAGCCAAGCAAGCACUUUUAGCAAAAAAGGAGAGGAAAGGAAAAGCAUUUAGAUUUAAGCGACUGGAAUCAUUUCUCCAUGAAUCCUGGCGACAGCAGCGUGACAUAGUGCGUGUCAGACGUCUGGAUGUGAAACCUCGUGCUUUGGAAGUUCCUGAUAAACAUACCUUGGCCUUUGUUAUACGCAUCGAAAGAACUGUCGGGGUGAGUUUACUGGUGAAGAGGACCAUUGCAAUACUUCGUCUGAAGAAAUUGUUUAGUGGUGUCUUUGUCAAAGUCACUCCCGAUAACAUGAAAAUGUUGCGUAUAGUGGAACCUUAUGUGACCUGGGGAUUUCCGAAUCUGAAGUCUGUGCGAGAACUCAUCCUGAAACGUGGACAGGCAAAGGUUCAGAAUAAGAUCAUCCCUCUGACAGACAAUACCAUGAUUGAGGAGCACCUGGGGAAAUUUGAUGUCAUUUGCCUGGAAGACCUCAUUCAUGAAAUCGCCUUCCCAGGGAAGUAUUUCCAGCAGAUCUCCAGGUUUUUGUGCCCUUUCCAACUCUCUGUUGCCCGUCACGCUACCAAAAACAGAAUGGGCUUCCUCAAGGAGAUGGGCUCACCUGGCUAUCGGGGUGAAAGUAUCAAUCAGCUCAUCCGCCAGCUGAACUAGACUCAGAUGCCAAAUUGUGGUGGAUUUGAACUGUUAUAUCUUCAGAGAUUGUUUCCUACCUACAGAAGUUGGAAAGUAAGGGGAAAGAUGGCAGACCAGUCCUGAGGAGGAGUUCCAUCCUUUUCCACAUUGGCAGCUAUCUCCAAUCAACACAUAGCCCAGAGGAAGAAGUUGUCCUGACUUUGUUGUAUCUUCUGUAUGGGUUUAAUGUUGUGAAUGAAGAACCUAAGCAUAUGUACAAGAUUGGCACCAUUAGACCAAGCUUCUGGGUA
This is a messenger RNA of Dipodomys spectabilis (banner-tailed kangaroo rat), 1290 nucleotides long. RefSeq names its product ribosomal protein L7 like 1 (gene Rpl7l1). Gene Ontology annotation, molecular function: RNA binding; structural constituent of ribosome. NCBI's taxonomy places the organism in Eukaryota, Metazoa, Chordata, Mammalia, Rodentia, Heteromyidae. Gene Ontology annotation, biological process: maturation of LSU-rRNA from tricistronic rRNA transcript (SSU-rRNA, 5.8S rRNA, LSU-rRNA). Gene Ontology annotation, cellular component: cytosolic large ribosomal subunit. The record is from RefSeq and is a predicted model, not a curated record. The transcript is spliced from 7 exons. The coding region runs from base 251 to 1018 and encodes 255 amino acids.